CUGAAAAUCUGGGAAAUUUUUCAAAAUAAAUAAAGGGAAAGAUUAAAAAGCUCUCCCUACAGACCCAACAAAUUUCAUUUUGUGAAAUUUUGAAACCCAUAGUUCUCUCAACAAAUGGCUACCAACGUGGCGGCGUACAAGCUCCACUCGCCCAAAUUUCCGACCGUCAAUGCUAAUAAAUCUUCCGUUUCAGCUUCGGGUUCGCUGUUUUUCGGCUCGAAUUCACUAAAAAAAUCGUGGGAUAUGAAUAAAAAACCAAUCUUUACAGUCAAGAAGACAAGUCAAUUGAUGGUUUUGGCUUCGGUUGCGACGGCGGAGAAGCCGUCGACAGUGCCAGAGAUUGUGCUGCAGCCCAUCCGAGAAAUCUCCGGCAUCGUUAAGUUGCCGGGCUCUAAGUCACUUUCCAACCGCAUUUUGCUUCUAGCUGCUCUGUCUGAGGGAACAACGAUUGUUGAUAACUUACUAAGCAGUGAUGAUAUUCAUUAUAUGCUUGGUGCCUUGAGGACUCUUGGACUUCAUGUGGAGGAAGACAAUGCCAACAAACGGGCAAUUGUGGGAGGGUGUAAUGGUCUUUUUCCAGUCGGUAAGAAAACCGAGCAGGAAAUUCAGCUUUUCUUAGGAAAUGCAGGAACAGCUAUGCGUCCUUUAACUGCUGCAGUUGUUGCUGCUUGUGGGAACUCGACAUAUGUGCUUGACGGGGUUUCUCGAAUGAGAGAGAGGCCCAUUGGAGAUUUAAUUACCGGACUUAAGCAGCUCGGUGCAGAUGUUGAUUGCUUUAUGGCCACAAAUUGUCCUCCCGUUCGUGUUGUUGGAAAAGGUGGUCUUCCUGGGGGAAAGGUGAAACUCUCGGGCUCGAUUAGCAGUCAAUACCUGACAGCACUUCUCAUGGCUGCUCCAUUAGCUCUAGGAGAUGUAGAGAUCGAAAUAAUCGACAAACUAAUCUCAGUACCUUAUGUUGAGAUGACUCUUAAGUUGAUGGCUCGUUUUGGUGUCUCGGUUGAGCACAGUGACAGCUGGGACAGGUUCUUGAUCCGAGGAGAACUCCCGGAAAUUUAUGUUGAAGGCGAUGCAUCAAGCGCCAGUUACUUUUUGGCAGGUGCAGCUAUUACCGGUGGAACAAUUACUGUCGAGGGCUGUGGAGCAAGCAGUUUACAAGGUGAUGUUAAAUUUGCUGAGGUUCUUGAAAAAAUGGGUGCUGAAGUUACAUGGACUGAGAAAAGUGUCACUGUAAAAGGGCCUCCGCGUGAUGCUAAUUAUGGUCGAAAAAAUUUACGUGCAAUUGAUGUAAAUAUGAACAAAAUGCCCGAUGUUGCUAUGACUCUUGCUGUUGUGGCUCUCUUUGCCAAUGGACCCACUGCUACUAGAGAUGUGGCCAGCUGGAGGGUCAAAGAAAACGAAAGGAUGAUUGCCAUUUGCACAGAACUUAGAAAGUUGGGGGCGAAAGUUGAAGAAGGGCUCGAUUACUGUAUUAUAACUCCACCCGAGAAACUGAACGUGACCAAUAUAGAAACGUACGAUGAUCACCGCAUGGCCAUGGCUUUUUCACUUGCGGCCUGCGCGGAAGUUCCUAUCACCAUUAUAGAUCCUGGUUGCCACCCACAAAACUUUCCCUAAUUAUUUCGAAGUUCUUUCCACAUUUUCAAAACACUGAAAAUCGAAAAACGAGCUUUUUUUGUGACUGUCAAUGAUGAGUUGACUGCGCGAAGGCCUUGUUUGGUAGAUAGCGAUUAGCUGCUAGCUGAUUGUAAUAGCUGUUUUGACCAGUGGAUUGUAUCAGCUGUUUUAACUAGUGGAUAGUAGUAGCAGUUUUCAUAAAUAUGUUUGGUAAAAA
Striga asiatica is the source of this 1831-nucleotide messenger RNA. NCBI's taxonomy places the organism in Eukaryota, Viridiplantae, Streptophyta, Magnoliopsida, Lamiales, Orobanchaceae. The record is from the annotation of a GenBank genome assembly.